AUGGCGAGCCUGUCCGACUUCCCCGAUUCCUUCAUCGACGAGAUCAAGAAUAAUAAUGAUAAUAAAAGAAAAAAAAACCUCGAAAGCUCGAAGGAGAACUCCGCGGUCGUCUUUUCCCUUCGCAACCAGGUUGGGGCUCUGGUGAGGGCACUUCGAGUCUUCAAGGAGAAGAACGUAAACGUCGUUCACAUUGAAUCACGAAAAUCGAAAGUGAAUCCAGCGCAGCACGAGAUCUUUGUGAGCGUUGAUUGCGACGAAGGUCACAUGAACGACGUCGUACAUGCUCUCAACCACGAGGUGGAUUGCAUUCAACUCAAGGAUUUAAUAACGCCCUGCAACGCUUUUUGUGGUGCAGAUUUGGCUGGAAUGCCAUGGUUUCCAAGAAAGAUAUCGGAUCUUGAUAAGACUUCGAAUAAAGUGCUCAUGUACGGAGCUGAACUAGACGCUGAUCAUCCGGGAUUUAAAGACCCUACAUACAGACAAAGAAGAAUGUUCUUUGCAGAUUUGGCGACAGGUUACAAGUCCGGUCAGCCUAUUCCGAGAGUUGAGUACACGGUUGAAGAGAAAAUUACGUGGGGACGGGUGUUCACUGAAUUGAGCAUGCUCUACACAACACACGCUUGCCAUGAGUUUUUGGAGAAUUUUCAGUUGCUCAUCAAGCACUGCGGAUACAGGAAAGAUAACAUUCCACAACUCGAAGAUGUCAGUCAGUUUCUUAGAGAAAGAACCGGAUUCCAGCUAAGGCCUGUGGCUGGCUACCUGUCCGCAAGGGACUUCUUGGCUGGAAUUGCGUUUCGAGUGUUCCACUGCACUCAGUAUAUUCGACACGGAUCUGAUCCAUUCUACACGCCGGAACCAGACUGUUGCCACGAGCUCCUGGGCCACUGCCCAAUGCUGGCUGAUCCUAACUUCGCACAGUUUUCACAGGAGUUGGGUCUGGCAUCAUUGGGAGCUUCGGACGACGAGAUUGAGAAAUUGGCUACGUGCUACUUUUUUACCGUGGAGUUCGGACUGUGCAAGCAAAACGGCGAAAUGAGAGUGUACGGCGCCGGACUCCUGUCUUCGGCUUCUGAGUUGCGACACGCAUUAACGGACAAGGCCAACAUUCUUCCGUUUGACCCCGCAGUCACCAUCAAUCAAGAGCCUAUAAUUACAGACUUUCAAGAGGCCUACUUCUACACAGACAGUUUUAACGAGGCCAAACUUCAAAUGAGAGAGUUUGCGAAGACCAUCAAGCGUCCCUUCGGUCUCCGCUACAACCCGUACACCCAGACCGUCGACUUGCUCACGAACACUCGAAAGAUCGCCAACAUCGUGAGCGAACUCAAGGGGGACCUGUGUAUCGUAACUAACGCCCUGAGCAAGCUCAAAGUGUCCGAAAGUGAGGCUCCAAACCGCUAA
This is a messenger RNA of Ixodes scapularis (black-legged tick), 1401 nucleotides long. RefSeq names its product tryptophan 5-hydroxylase 1 (gene Trhn). The record is from RefSeq and is a predicted model, not a curated record. Gene Ontology annotation, cellular component: neuron projection. Gene Ontology annotation, molecular function: tryptophan 5-monooxygenase activity; iron ion binding. Gene Ontology annotation, biological process: aromatic amino acid metabolic process. The coding region runs from base 1 to 1401 and encodes 466 amino acids. Lineage: Eukaryota; Metazoa; Arthropoda; Arachnida; Ixodida; Ixodidae. The transcript has 13 exons.